Molecule: messenger RNA, 342 nt
Organism: Aptenodytes forsteri (emperor penguin)
Lineage: Eukaryota; Metazoa; Chordata; Aves; Sphenisciformes; Spheniscidae
Product: protocadherin gamma-A6-like
Exons: 1
Biological process (GO): homophilic cell-cell adhesion
Cellular component (GO): plasma membrane
Molecular function (GO): calcium ion binding
Source: RefSeq, a predicted model, not a curated record
AACGCGCGCGUGCGGUACCGGCUGUCGGAGGGGCGGGUGCGGGGCGCGCCGCUCUCGUCCUACGUGUCGGUGCAGGCGGAGACGGGCGCGCUGUACGCGCUGCGCUCCUUCGACUACGAGGAGGUGCGCGAGGUGGGGCUGUGGGUGCGGGCGGAGGACGGCGGCGCGCCGGCGCUGAGCAGCAACGUGUCGGUGCGGCUCGUGAUCGUGGACGAGAACGACAACGCGCCGCAGGUGCUGUACCCGCCGGCGGCGGCGGCGGCGCCGGGCGCGGGCUGGUCGGGCGUGGAGCUGGCGCCGCGCUCGGCGGAGCCCGGGGCGCUGGUGGCCAAGGUGGUGGCG